Messenger RNA from Prinia subflava (tawny-flanked prinia), 3187 nucleotides. RefSeq names its product USH1 protein network component harmonin (gene USH1C). Gene Ontology annotation, biological process: inner ear receptor cell stereocilium organization; retinal cone cell development; inner ear morphogenesis. Lineage: Eukaryota; Metazoa; Chordata; Aves; Passeriformes; Cisticolidae. The record is from RefSeq and is a predicted model, not a curated record. Gene Ontology annotation, molecular function: protein binding. Gene Ontology annotation, cellular component: stereocilia ankle link complex; stereocilium tip; plasma membrane. Bases 142 to 1845 code for a protein of 567 amino acids. The transcript has 21 exons.
AGUUCUACCAGUUAAGAGCUGGAGCAAAGAGGAGCAGAGGUGUAGCAGUUUGCAUAAUGCCAUUAGUGAGCUCCUGAAAUCGGUGGUUUGGACCACAGGACAGAGAUUAUAUCUCAGCGUGGUGGCUUUGUCUGUGACAGCAUGUGCUACAUUAACGAGUGGCCAAAAAGGUUUCUGAAGACAUUUAUUCAACAGUACAGUGAUUAUCAGGUCAAUUUGUUAAUUGACAAUGAGGCGGAGAAGGAUUACCUUUAUGACGUGCUGCGGAUGUACCACCAGUCGAUGAACCUCCCAGUGCUUGUGGGGGACCUGAAACUCGUGAUUAAUGAACCAAGCAGGUUGCCUCUGUUCGAUGCUAUCCGCCCACUCAUCCCAUUAAAACACCAGGUGGAAUAUGAUCAGCUUACACCCAAACGAUCACGAAAGCUGAAAGAGGUGAGAUUGGAUCGUUUGAAUCCUGAAGGGCUUGGAUUAAGUGUAAGAGGUGGAGUAGAAUUCAACUGUGGCCUCUUCAUCUCCCAGUUAGUUAAAGGAGGACAGGCAGACAAUGCUGGACUUCAGGUUGGAGAUGAGAUAGUGCGCAUAAAUGGAUAUUCCAUUUCCUCAUGCACACAUGAAGAAGUCAUAAACCUCAUUCGGACAAAGAAAGUCGUGUCCAUAAAAGUUAGACAUAUUGGCAUGAUACCUGUCAAAAGUUCACCAGAUGAACCCCUUAAAUGGCAAUAUGUGGAUCAGUUUGUGUCAGAGUCUGGGGAAGGAAAGGGCAGUGUUGCUGGACUAGCUUCUUCUGGAGGGAGAGACAAUAAAGAGAAGAAAGUCUUCAUUAGCUUGAUUGGUACAAAAGGCAUGGGAUGCAGUAUUUCCAGUGGUCCAACACAAAAACCGGGCAUUUUUAUCAGCAAUGUUAAGCCAGGCUCUCUUUCAGCAGAGGUGGGCUUAGAGGUUGGUGAUCAGAUUGUUGAGGUGAAUGGAGUGGACUUUUCUAAUGUGGAUCAUAAAGAGGCUGUCAGAGUGCUCAAGAGUAGCCGUACUUUGACUAUCUCUGUGGUAGCAGGUGCUGGAAAGGAGCUGUUCAUGACCGAGGAAGAAAGGCAGAGGGAAGCACGUCUCCGUGAGCAGGAGCGCCAGGAGUUAAUGCAUCAGAAGCGGCUUGCACUGGAGACCAACAAAAUCAUCAAAGAGCAGCAGGAGAAAGAGAGAUUAAGAAAGCUGGAGAUUUCCCAGAAGGCUGCAGAGGAAGAAGAGAGAUAUCGCAGAGAAAUAGAGCAGAUAACAGCAGAGGAGGAGAAAUUUAAAAAGGAAUGGGAAGAAGACUGGGGUCCUAAAGAGCCACCCAAGUCUCUAAAAACUGUAACUGCAGAAGUGCACUCUGCCCCUCGUUCCAAACACAAAAAAGAUUUAGAGGGAGUUGCACAUGACCAACUUGACACAGAUGACAUGGAUGAAGUGAACAUGAAGCAGGACAAACAGGGCUUCCAGAAAUAUGUGGAAGAUUUUGACCCAUAUUCAAUGUUUACCCCAGACCAGAUUAUGGGAAAAGAUGUACGGCUAUUACGAAUAAAAAAGGAAGGAUCACUGGACCUUGCAGUCGAGGGAGGAAUUGAUUCUCCAGUUGGAAAGAUAGUUGUAUCUGCCAUCUACGAGGAUGGUGCUGCAGACAAACAUGGAGGCAUAGUGAAAGGGGAUGAAAUACUGGCUGUAAAUGGCAAGAUACUAAUUGACAGCAAGCUGGCAGAAGCACAGGCAACUCUAGCAAAAGCUUGGAACAUGGGUGGGGAUUGGAUUGACUUAGUCAUUGCAGCGUCACCACCAAAAGAAUAUGAUGAUGAAAUGACAUUUUUUUAAGGAAGAUUACAACUAUUGAAAUGGAAUCUUUCCUCAGCAGAUACCCGCUGCUCAGUAAAUUAAUAGGAAAUCAAUAACCACAUGAAAUGCAUCUUUAUUGACUGACCUGUAAACUGAACUAGAGACAUCAGAUUCUUCAGAUAAUUUGAAUAAUUUAUUAUCAUUCUAUAGACAUACGGCAAAACUUUUUUUGCAAGAUGAUUGAAAAGAACUGCUGACCAGCAUAGUUCCGUCUGUGAGCGCUCAAUCUCUUUUUGCUAUUUUGAGGGGCCAAAUUUUGCAGAUCAUCUUUCAGUUUUCUUGGAAAUAGACUCUAAAAUGACAAAUGAAGAUAGAACACAGAUGUCUGUUCCCACAUGCAGCACUCUUGAAUAAAUAUUCACAGGCCAGUUUGGGUGUGAAAAGAAUUAUAUUUUUGCUUCCUAGAUAGUGAUUUUCCUGGGAAAAUGGGAAAGUGCACAGGUAACUUCUGUUCUCAUAUUCUUGUAACUCUCCUAAAGUCCAUUUUUGUGUCUCAGUUGUGAGGUUUUUUUGAGCGUAAAAACCUUGCUGGUGGAAGAACUGGUAAUACCAGGAAUGCAAGUAUUAUAAGGAAUGAUUUUGAUUGUGUUGCUCAUACAGUAUAGAGAAUCUUCUGUACCAGCAGAGUAAAUAACUAGCAAGUAGCUCAGAUAAAAUCAUUAUGCAUAGUCACAUUCAUACUCCUGAGUAUUUGUAUUGGUGGCAAAAAUUCCUCCCUCAUACAGUCAUGGGUGGAAAAUUUGGGUGUGAUUCACAGUUUGCUGUUUUGUACUUUGUUCUCAGUGAGCCUAUAUAUGUGACUAAACUGUGCAGGAAGCCACCAAGUGUAACUUUCUGCUCUUGGUGACUCUGUACCUUAGGUUUGAGUAAAUCCUCCAGACCAUAAAAUCGAUACCAGCUUGGCUUUAAGUAUUAUUACAAUUGUAGACAUAGUAAUUAUAUUAUAGAGAUACCUCCUUAGAAAUGUCAUUUUCUUCCUUUCAUUUACCUCCCAGUUUGUGUUCUGGUUUUUGUGUUGUGUUUAGAUUUUUCUCACCUGUUCUACUAGGAAGCUGUUCAUUGGCAUAUCACAUUCCCACUGAAGCCUUGCUUUUUCAAGUAUUGGAACUCCUCCUCUUCUCCAGCACAUAAAAAUAACAAUUACAUCCCUGAGAACUCUGUACUUAUAUGCAGAUGCUUACUUAUGUUGACUUUCUUUAUUUGCAGUAUUCUUGCAGUAUGCCAAUAAAUGUGUGUGACAGGGUAUAUAUGUUAGAAUAUUUAAAAUGUUGAACUCUUACAACUAAUCCAGAAAUAAAAUUGCAUUUGCCAAAUGGAAGAA